Messenger RNA from Pomacea canaliculata, 1558 nucleotides. RefSeq lists its product as uncharacterized. The record is from RefSeq and is a predicted model, not a curated record. The transcript is spliced from 7 exons. Lineage: Eukaryota; Metazoa; Mollusca; Gastropoda; Architaenioglossa; Ampullariidae. Bases 707 to 1558 code for a protein of 283 amino acids.
CCGGGUCGCCGUCUCAACCGGACCCUCCUCUUGCUGUAACUCUAGUCGACAGUUUAUUUCGGCGUCAGCCACUCUGCUCCGCCUGUAGCUCUUGUUUUAGUGCAGCCAAAACACGUGGUUUUUUUUUUUUCUAUACCAGCCAGAAAUAUUGGCAAUUGAAGCAGUCAUUCUGUGGCUGGUACUUGGAGUUAUAUUCUACUCGUGAUGUUCACGGUUUGAACCAUCAACUCUCCGCAGUCGCACUGGUUUCAACCGCACUUUUUGUAACUGCGACCAGACAGAGCCGCAGGUGAGCCACGAUGUCGAACGCGCGCCAUGUUAUUCUCGUGAUCAUCAUGCUCCAAGCAGCCGAAGGUGUCGUCGUCACCUUGCGGUCUGUGCGGUCAGAUGGAGGCGACAGUCACAUGGAGUGCAAGACAUCGACACGGGUGGUCAUCAGAACAGCAGACUACAUACACCCACUCCCCGAGUUUCUCUGCCGUGGUCAUUGCAGUGGAGCAGAGGAUGGAAACCCUAGCGACUGUUUCUACUCCAACAAAACGUGUCGGCAGCGUUUAUCUGCAGUUGAUCUAGUGACCCUCCAUCGGAAAUGCUCUGUGCCCCGCGGAUCGUGCGAUGUGUCAACGGUCGGGAUUACUAAGCCGUUCGAGUGACAUACUUCUGUGUGGAUGAUAGCGUGACUGCUGACCCGUGUUCCGAGGUCAGGAUGUCGGGGUCAUCCGUUUCCCUUCUCGUGGACUACGCUCAACAUGGCAAUGAGACAGGCCUGUCAUGCGCAUGCGCCGUGACGUCAUCCAGCAACUCCUCACUGACACUCCUGACUAUGAACUUGUUUGACCCCAGCGAGGCACAGAAGGGGCCAGAGGUCGUCAUUGAUACUUGGAAAUGGAAAUGGACGGUGGGACGAAAACUCCUGCCGGUGACAGUGUUUCACCCCAGUAAUACUUUCACGGUUAACAUCACAAGACCUGAUGACGUCAUGUUUGGACAAACGUGGCUGGCACUCGAGGGGUCCUUACUUCACGUGGAAUGCAACUACACUAGUCAGCCCAGACCUUUACUCAUCACUGAAUACUCAGAGUCAGGACCACAGGCACUUCCCUCGCAGAAGUCAGGAAACUUCUUUCCGCACAUCGCUGGAGGUGUGCUGGUGGCCAGCUGUUUGGUGGCAGCUCUGGUUGUCGUGGGAGUCGCUAAAGUGUGGAGACAACAAAGCGCAAGGGCACGCAAGGUCUGCAUCCAGUGGCCAGCCGGCAGACGACAAGAAGGCAGAGCGACACAGCACUUUGUCAGCGAGGAGGGCGAAUAUUGCCAAAUCGGUGACAAAGUGGAAGAGUCACGUGAGUGUUCUUUGCGGUCGAAGAAGUUGGCCAGCACAGAAGGUCAGUACCACGUGGAAAUGGACAGAAUCAGCAAUCCAAAUUUAGCUCAUCACUAUGAACACCAGGAAGAAAAUUGCGGGGACUGUGACACUCCCACCUCCAGUCAGUCCCUUUGCCGGAACAGUCGUCCUCUGCAGACGGAAGGAAAGGUCAAGGAUGGGAAGACAAGCAGGUGA